CGAGGAUGUUUUCCUUGCAAAAAUUAUGUGGACGUGCGUUUGGACAUGCAGAGCAUGGCUUUCCAGACACCAGACAGACAAAAAUCAGCUGCAGUUCUCACCGGCAAAAUAACAACUGGAAAAUGUGCAAAAAAUCGGGGUCGGAUGUGAACGGAUUUUUCUACGGAGUCAAUCAAUACUAAAAAAUAUGACAUGAAGAAUCACAACACAAUUCUUUAACGAUAAGCCAAGAAGUAAUGGCUGCCGCUGCAAAUAACGUGACCGGUACCGUUUCCGACGACGAAGGACGGCCUUCCAUUUUCGAACUUGUCUCCCAACAAGGUUUCGCCCAUGCAUUGCGACCCGCAUUUUUCCACAUUGUUAAGACCUUGGCCGAAGGAUACCCGGCCAGAUGGCUACCUCCAUUUAUGUACCGAAACUUUGACGAAGUAUACCUCGCAUUUGACUCCUUAGUGCAGUGGCAUUACAUGUUAACCCGAGGAGCCACUCUCAGCGAAGCGUUUUACGGUUUAGAACGAGUCACCAAAAACGGAAAGAUAAACACUAACAGGGUUAAAGUGUCAUUUAUCCUAUCCGUGAUCCUUCCCUACCUUACGACCAAGUUGGAUAAGGUGCAUAAAACCGAAAGUGAUAAGCUCAGUGGCGCAGUUACAAAUUCGGAACAAGACCCUACAUCUUGUAGAGGAAGAAAUCCUAAACUUGUUCUCGUCUUCAUCAAAGCCUAUCCAUUCGUCAAAGCAUUCCUCGACCUUAUCAACCUUAUCUGUCUGCUCCGAUAUGCGUUCGGCUAUUCGAAAUCACACCACUUGCUUUUCCUCAGUCUCGGCCUCCGCUUAACUUAUGCAUCUCCAUCGAGGGCGAAAUUUAUCCAAGAGAAACAAUCGGAACUUUUCUCCCCUAAAUCGUGGAGCUUCUCCCGAUUUCCAACCCUCCUACUCCGCUCAUUGGGCGAAAGUGUUCUCUUCGGGGUCGAAAUGGGCUCAUUUUUCGUCCAAUUUCUCGACUGGUGGUACAACGAUCGGAGAAGAGAACGCGUUACCCUGACUUCACUUCCGGUCCCACCAGCUUUAAGUGAAGCGGACCAGAAUUUCGUCGCUAUUACACCACAGGAGAAAAACUUGUGUCCCUUGUGCAGGAGGAGGUUCAAGAAUGCGACAGCCUUAUCAACUAGCGGACUCGUUUUCUGCUACGGAUGCAUCACGCCAUAUCUCAAGACUCAUGGAAAAUGUCCCCUUACAUCCAUCACAUCGAAUAUGCACCAUUUAAUUAGGAUAUUUAACUAGUCAAUUUACUCAACCAAAACAUAAACUAAUGAUAUUAAUACUGCCAAUUUAACAAAA
Molecule: messenger RNA, 1340 nt
Organism: Folsomia candida
Lineage: Eukaryota; Metazoa; Arthropoda; Collembola; Entomobryomorpha; Isotomidae
Gene: Pex12
Product: peroxisome assembly protein 12
Exons: 7
Coding region: 237-1283 (348 amino acids)
Biological process (GO): protein monoubiquitination; protein import into peroxisome matrix
Cellular component (GO): peroxisomal membrane; peroxisomal importomer complex
Molecular function (GO): ubiquitin-protein transferase activity; protein binding; zinc ion binding
Source: RefSeq, a predicted model, not a curated record